Neurospora crassa OR74A is the source of this 1251-nucleotide messenger RNA. RefSeq lists its product as hypothetical. Gene Ontology annotation, molecular function: nucleic acid binding; zinc ion binding. The record is from RefSeq and is a predicted model, not a curated record. Bases 1 to 1251 code for a protein of 416 amino acids. NCBI's taxonomy places the organism in Eukaryota, Fungi, Ascomycota, Sordariomycetes, Sordariales, Sordariaceae. The transcript has a single exon.
AUGGACUACCGCCGCGGAGCACCGCCGCUCAACGACCGAGUCCGCUCUCAGGACGCCCAAGCGGCUCAACGGUCGCAAGUCACCAGCAACCACCAAGCUGGCCACGAAAUGGACGUUGAUUCCUUUUCUAAUCAAGAUGGCGUCAACUCCGCAAACAGCGGAGCGCACCCACUCGUACAUCGCCCGCGCGGGCAGUACAAGCACAACAAUGUUCAGCACCGAAAUGGACAUGGCCAUAGUCGCAAGAGGGCCUACGAGCCCGAUUACAGCUAUGCUGACGUUUUCCUCAGCGCUGAUCAAAGGGAACAACGCAUGGGAGUUCGGCGCCUGCCUUUUGUUGGAGAGUUGCUGCAACAGGAACCCCAUGAUAGGGUCCAUGUCCAGUACAACGGUCCCCAAUACAAGGACCAACUUGAACUCAUGGGCGGCGAUCAGUCCUCUAUCAACUGGUUUGCCCCGGACCGACAGUCCAAGAGCCUCUACGGGCAUCAAUUCGUGGCAAAAGUUGCGACCGAUGAUGAGAGCCUCAUGGCCCUCGUCAAAACCAUUCAGCUGGAAGCUCGCAGACAGGGUUCUCCCAUUGUCAACCUGUGGAUGCAGUGUCAAGACCCGAACGAGCAGCGUAAGCUGUCAAAGACUCCUCCUGUGGUUGGUCACACCUACAACGAUUUGGCUGUCUCGUACAACACCUCCAUCCAGAGAUGCACCGCAUGCGGCAAGGCUGGUCACAGAGUCAGGCAUUGUCCCACGCCGGACCCUGUUCAUUUCAGCACGUGCAUCGAGCCCCCUCAAGGGGACAGGGACCCCAAUGGCCGUUUCAAAAUCGAGCCAACUGAAGCCCCUGCUUCCGUUGCCCAUGCUUUCGGCGGUGUACCCGCGAGACCGCCCAACCCUGCUGAUGCUGCAGUCGAGGAGCCUCCCCGCGAUCGGUCAAUGCCCGUCAUCAUCAAGACCGAGCCAGACACGGAGGGCUCUGGCAUCACGGUUCCCGCAGAACUCGUCAAGAUUCCGAUCGAGCAUGUCACCGUCACCGAAAGGUGCUUGCGAAUCCUUGACGAGGACGAAGACGCUGACCCAGCUGCCUUGGCUUUUGAGUUGAUGCCACCCACAAAGCCGCAUAACGCGGUUGUUCAGCCCACACAGAUGCGUCCACAGGCGUUGCGAGCAGCUUCUCUUCGGGUUGCGGGAAACAAUUCGCUCAGGCAGUAUGGCGAGAGUUCUAAAGCCGACGCUCCUGAACCUGAUGUAUAG